This is a messenger RNA of Histoplasma mississippiense, 444 nucleotides long. RefSeq lists its product with no specific name. The record is from RefSeq and is a predicted model, not a curated record. Gene Ontology annotation, cellular component: actin cortical patch. NCBI's taxonomy places the organism in Eukaryota, Fungi, Ascomycota, Eurotiomycetes, Onygenales, Ajellomycetaceae. The coding region runs from base 1 to 444 and encodes 147 amino acids. Gene Ontology annotation, molecular function: actin binding; Arp2/3 complex binding. The transcript has 3 exons. Gene Ontology annotation, biological process: negative regulation of Arp2/3 complex-mediated actin nucleation; actin filament debranching.
AUGAUUGAUUCGAAAUCUCAAGAGAUCCGCCCCGCCGAUGAUGAAAUAUAUAGCAAAAUGGAAGAUGUUGCAGAUGAACUUCCUGAUUCGUCGCCCCGGUUUAUCCUGCUCAGCUAUCCGCUCACGCUGUCCUCCGGUCGUCUCACCGUCCCUUAUGUCCUUCUAUACUACCUUCCGGAGAAUUGCAACCCUUCAUCGCGCAUGAUGUAUGCUGGGGCUGUCGAGCUGAUGAGAAACACCGCAGAGGUGAACAGGGUUAUCGAAGUGGAUAGUGAAUCAAAUGUGAUUAAUAUCGAGACUAAGCUGCAAGCUAAUUUGUCUUUAAUCUCCUGUCGUGUCUUACGUAUCUAUUUCUACGCUUUUAUCCCAUUACGCCAUAUAAUUAGGCGGGAAACUACAUGGGAAGCAGAAAACAUGACUCUCCUGUCAUGUCUAUUGAUUUAA